AGAUUCGGUGCUUAUUCGAUAGGAAGUUGCCACGACUGCUCCUAACCUUGCAUAGUAUGACUCGAUUAUGGAUCAAUGCCAAUUGUGGUAGCAAAAGCAAAGAAAUUUGGAAAUGAUUGUGUAGUGGUUGAUUAUACAGUGAAGUGGAAGUUGAAGUGCAAUUAAUAUUUGAUUUGGAAAGUUGGAUGAUAUUUCCAAUCGAAGCUCGUUUUCAAUUUUGCAGUUUCCUGUUUCAUGUGAAUUCGAUAGGAAUAAUACAAAUGUGCUGAUGAGACGUGUUUAAUUAAUUAUCUUUUUUUUGUGGUUAUUGAAGUCUUCAUGAUUCUUCAUGAUUAUUAAUUUAAUUCUGAUAAUCCGUUCUGUUUUUAUCAUUUACGUAGCAUCUCGUGAAAUUUGUUGAAAUUAGAUGUCUCAAUACGAAACUCGAAUUUCGUCUGCCAUAUUAUGGCUGUCAAAGUUUUCUAUAAAAUAAGGAGGGGGGGAAAGAAAAAAACCUUUGUUUGAAAAAUUUCUAGAAUCAAUUUACAACUUACAAGGUUUAAGUACAAGUUUAGGUACAAUUUACAUUCUACUGGAGUCUGUAUUAUGCACAAAAUUCAUCAGCUGUUGCCUUAACAUUCGAGAAAAACUAGAAACUUACAACUUGGAGAAAGUUGCAAAAUGACUAUGAGUUAAAAGUUCAGCAAAAUGCUUGUUUGUUGUUUAUCAAACUUUGAAAAAACUAACAAGAUAUUACUUGGAAUAAGUUGCAAAAUAACAUUCAUCGGUUACGUAUACUAAGUCGUUUAUACGCAAAAGUUAUCAAUAGUGGCUUAAAACUUCGAAAAAUCAUUACCUCGACAGGUUUUUCAAAUAACGUAUACGAUAUAUCUAAAUGAAAAAUAGCUGCAAUCGACAGAAAUUUUUUAUCUUCAAUUUUUAUUACUACCAUUCCUUAUUAUACAACUGAAUAUAUUUUUAUCAACAGAGCAAUGUUUCUAGAACAAGCCAAGGCUAAAGGUUGAUUUCCAAUUUUCAAUUGGCCAAUUUUAAUAUUACGAGACUUGUUUUUGUCUGAUAUCGUCGUUAACUAAUUUCACUGAUAAUAUUAAUUUUAUCAGGUUUUGAAUUUCAUUUCAAUGAUAUCAAAUUUUCCUGGUCAUAUAAAAGUACUACCAAGUGAUACAAAAUUUAUUAUAGUCGGAUUCAAUUAAUUAUAUAAUUGCAAUGAUAAAUACAGAAGUGCAGGAACAAUUUUUCUACCCACUCUAACUAUACGGUGCUAUUAAAAUAAUUGUACGUUCGUCAUCGUGCACGAUGAGCGUCCGUGGUCACGGACGAAACAUAUGGAGACAGAAGUUAUUCGAGGGGCGCAGCUGACUUGACUACAAAUAUCGUGGCUGGUGUUGCAGAAACUCGAUAUGAACGGUGCCGCUCGCCCUUGUGCCAAUAAACUGUAUUGCAGCUCGUAUCUCGCCGCUAGAGCCAUUAGCUUGUCGAAUCCUAAUGCCGAUUGCGAUUAUUACGAUCUGCCAAUCGCCUAUUUCAAAUGCGACUCGCGAUCUUUAACGUUUCACGUUUCCGGUCCCUGAUUAUCUCGCUCAGAAUCUUUCUCGGUUUGUGCAUUUGGUCUACGAUGGAGAACCUAGUGGAGUUAAAUUUAAGUUCGUCUAUGAGACGUGAAAUUUUCCGAAGAUUUCUCUCUUCCAAGGGAAAUAUAGCAAGGACCUAGUAACGUGAGUCACUGAGCCAUCGCGGCAGUCAACGUGUUAGGAAAUCUUUCUCAAACGAAUCUCAGUUAGUCAGAUGUAUUCGUGUCGAAAACGUCGAUCGGUGUUUCCACCCGCUUUAGAAUGAUGCCGAGUGUUUGCACGAGGUGAGCAACGGAAAUGACGAGGCUGUGCAAGUGAACAUAAACGCGGUGUUUCGUGCUCUACCACAUUUCUCACGCAUCUGGCCAGAAUCCCGUUUGGAUUACGUCGUAGAAGGAGGUGGAACGCGCAGCAACCAAGAAAGGGGUUGGGCUGGUCUUUUCACAGGAAAUUGUGGUUCUGUGAAUGCCGUUUGGAUUACUCAAGAGCGUCCAACCGAUGCCUGAUUUCGGGAAUCAGCGCCAGGCAGCCCCGGAUCCUCGCAUCAUCCUCGUUUGAGAACAUCUCAGGCAUGAAGGAGCGCGAGAUGAAACUCUUUGGCUGCCGAUGGUCCUUUUGGAAUUUCGCGACUAAUCUCGCAGGGACCCCCUCGACUCCAAUAAUGCCAGGAGGCACACCUGGGACCCCAUCUGCUAAAGCCAAGGACAAGAUAAUGUUGAGAACGAAGGUCGUGGUAGCUCUGUACCCUUUUCGAGCGAUCGAGGGUGGCGAUUUGUCCCUCGUAAAGGGUGCAGAGUACGAGGUGCUGGACGACUCUCAAGAACAUUGGUGGAAAGUCAAAGAUGAACACGGAUCCAUCGGUUACAUCCCCAGCAACUACGUGAAGGAAAAGGAACUCCUGGGUCUUCAGAGAUAUGAGUGGUAUGUGGGUGAUAUGUCCAGACAACGCGCAGAAUCAUUGCUCAAACAGGAGGAUAAGGAAGGUUGCUUCGUCGUACGUAAUUCGUCUACCAAAGGACUGUACACGCUUUCUCUCUACACUAAAGUCCCACAUCCUCACGUAAAACACUACCACAUCAAACAAAACACUAGAGGAGAGUUUUAUCUGUCUGAAAAACAUUGCUGUGGCUCAAUACCAGACUUGAUUAACUAUCAUAAGCACAAUAGCGGUGGACUAGCCAGCAGACUGAAAACCAGUCCUUGUGAUCGCCCUGUGCCGCCAACUGCUGGCCUCAGUCAUGAUAAGUGGGAGAUUGAUCCAGCAGAAUUGCACUUGUUGGAAGAACUUGGCUCUGGACAAUUUGGCGUAGUGCGAAGAGGAAAAUGGCGCGGUUCUAUAGACGUUGCAGUAAAAAUGAUGAAGGAAGGCACGAUGUCUGAAGAUGAUUUUAUAGAGGAAGCUAAAGUGAUGACAAAACUUCAACAUCAGAAUUUGGUCCAACUAUAUGGCGUUUGCAGUAAGGACAGACCAAUAUACAUUGUCACUGAAUACAUGCGACAUGGAUCUCUGCUCAACUACCUCCGUCGUCAUGAAACAACUCUAGGAGUAAAUGUUGGUCUCCUUUUAGACAUGUGCAUACAGGUUUGCAAAGGCAUGGCUUAUUUAGAAAGACAUAACUACAUUCAUAGAGAUCUUGCUGCACGCAAUUGUUUAGUGGGCUCAGAAAAUGUGGUAAAGGUUGCAGACUUUGGAUUAGCAAGAUAUGUACUGGAUGACCAGUAUACUAGUAGCGGAGGCACCAAAUUCCCAAUUAAAUGGGCGCCCCCAGAAGUGCUGAACUACACUCGCUUCAGCUCAAAAUCAGACGUCUGGGCCUAUGGAGUGCUUAUGUGGGAAGUAUUCACAUGCGGAAAGAUGCCUUAUGGUCGCCUAAAAAACACCGAAGUUGUGGAAAGAGUGCAACGCGGGAUCAUAUUGGAAAAACCUAAAGCCUGCUUCAAAGAAGUUUACGAGGUAAUGCGAAAAUGCUGGGCCCAUUGCCCGGAAGUACGACCCUCCUUCCGCGUACUGAAGGAGCAGCUAAUUAGUGUGUCUCAAGGUCUGCUCAAUGAUUGACUCAACCUUCUACGGUGUAUGCGCCUAUCGUCGCCUCCGAGCCGGUCAAUACAGGCGGCAAAAUCUCCAUCGAUCGAGCGAUCGCCCUCAAUACCACCAUCGUCUAACUCGUCGUCAUCGUACAACUCAGCAACAUUACCGUCACGUAAAACACGUGCACCCGCCACUCUACCACCCUCGGUUGAUUCUCUACAUCUCUCGUCUACAUCAUCCACGUGUAAAUUAAAGAAAGAAGGGUCAUCCUCACCAAGUACACCCGGCCACCAACCUAGUCAACCAUCAUCAAGCUCGUCGAACGUCUGUGACAUUUGCAGUUCCUACGGACACCCGUGGAUUGAAAUUUGCAAGGCGAUACGAGCCACUAAAGGUAAAUAAAAGUUAUAUGUGUGUGUCCCGAAAGUAUAUGUGUCGAUUUCAACGAUUGUAUUAACGCAGCUUACAAAACAACAGAAAAGAAACGAGAAAAGCGAACAAAAAAAAAAAAAAAAAGAAAGAAGAAGAAGAAACAAUAUUAAUACGACAUUAUUUGACCCUGCAGCAUCGCGACCCUUUACCCUCGUACCCUUCGCUCCCCCUCUCUCUCUUUCUCUCUCCUUCUAUGAUCUAAACCAACUUUCAAAAAUUUCCUCUUUACUAUAGACAUUUUAGAUGUUGUCUUUUCUCGUCGAACGAAAACGAUCCGAGUGCGUGAUAUUAUUAUGUGUUUCUCGGAUAUAUCAGGUUUUUUCAAUCUAUCCUAAUCUUCAACUCUCCAACUCCCUGCCUCGUCCAUCAUGAGUAUCUGUUCCACGCAACGAUACGAAUGCAUUUACAAAUAGAACAGUAGUAUUUAUUGAUUGUCCUUCGAACAGGAUAUAUUAGUAAGUUGUGAUUUUGCCGUAGAAAUGUGUACUGUCCUUUUGUUAUCGACAUUUUAACGAGAACACUAAACGUAACUCCACGAAUGAGAACAUUAUUUCUGCUUGAUAAGUGAAUUUAAUAAAUGAAUGUCUCACUUGUGUAUUAUAUACUAUGACAAUUUAAUAAAAUAGAAUAAAGAAAAAUAACAUGUCCUGUUGUAUUACCGGUAUUAUUUGUAGAUGUAGAAUCAUUAAUAACAAUAUUACUCGCUUAAUAGACGCAUUUUUAUCAAUUGUUAUUGUAUCUUUCAUAGAGCGAGCUCUCUCUAACUCGACGAUAUCUUAAUAAUACAAAUUUAAAUGACAAUUUAAUAAAAUAGAAUAAAGAAAAAUAACAUGUCCUGUUGUAUUACCGGUAUUAUUUGUAGAUUUAGAAUCAUUAAUAACAAUAUUACUCGCCUAAUAGACGCAUUUUUAUCAAUUGUUAUUGUAUCUUUCAUAGAGCGAGCUCUCUCUAACUCGACGAUAUCUUAAUAAUACAAAUUUAAAUGAAAGUAGAUUAUCUUAGAGCAUAUAACGUUAAGAAUUGUUGUUACGUCGCGUGGGACAGUCCGUGCGCCAACCUUCAUGGUCUGACCGUCAAAGGCCCACGCACAGUAAUUCAGACCCUCAAUAAACCUAAGGAACCACCAUAAACAGAAUCUUAUUAACUGAAUUUUCAGUCCUGUAAGUAUUUUCUGCUUAUGGCUGGUCCUUAGAACAGUCCUUAGGUUUAUUAUUCGUUCUUAAAAAUCACGGAGAAAGCGGGUAGUUACCUAACGGGAAAAACGAAUAUUGUCUAACGGAAAAGCUGGUUUUUCUCAUGAACAAGAUCACUCACGAUCCACGUUGGUAGGAGGCUUCCUCCCCCUAUCUUCAUUCAUUACGUGGGUCAUAACCAAUGGGCAUCGUUCGUUCAAAAGGCACACGCAUACCGAGCUUCCCUCCGUAAUAACAUAAGAGCGAAUAGUCAGUUAAAACCAGCUCGAGUUAAAGCACAGUUCGAAGAACAGAAGGAGUCAGAAGUCAGUCAGCAGAAUCGCCAAGUCGAAGACAGUCAAUCGAUAGAAGAUACAUCAUCACAGUUACCAACACGAAACGAGUCUCGGGUCUCAUUCAUUCGUAGUUUAGCAUUCCAUAUACGCAACAUUGUAUCACUUUGAAGUUGUUGGAUCUUGUAUGUAUGGAUGUAUUAACCUGUUAAUGUCGGCGUUAUAUUCAUUCAACCGCCAUUAUUAUCUUAACCGAAGUAAGGGAUGAAAUGAUUCGUGGCGUCGAUUAUUCAAAUCGUAACGGGAAUUUACUCCUGUUGGCGCGCUUCUUCGAGAUGCGUCUCCCCAUGAACGGUCGAAAGUUCAAAUAUAAAACUUUAUACUCUUAACCUUAGAGUAAAAAACCCUUUAAAAAAAUUUUAUAUUCUUUAAUUCAUAAUUAUCAUGAUAUUUUAGUAAGAGAUACUGUAUACAUAUAUGUACAUUAGAGAAAAAUUUCGUUUUAAUUGUUUGAAUUAUGCGUCUGUCAAUGUCUGUUCACGCGACUGCAAAAGUCGUAUUGAUGAUUCAGAAUAUUGCACAAUAGUGUUAAUUAGCGUCGUGCUCAAGCCGUAACAGUUAAAUAUUUAUGUUGUUCAAGGAUAUUACUGUCUAAUCUAGUUCGAAAAUUUCAUAGGCCGCCUUUUUGGGCAACUCUUAUCCAUCAUGAAAUACUUUACCGGAAGUAACACGCGCCACAGGAAGGAUCCCGUGAAGUUCUAUAUAUGUGCAUGAGAAUUUGUAUCUUUACCAAAGGUAUCAUGUAGAUGUAGAUUAUGUAGCUAUAUGUAUGAAAAAACCCUACAUGUGAAAAUAAAUAUUCUUUGUGAGGAUA
This is a messenger RNA of Bombus terrestris (buff-tailed bumblebee), 6371 nucleotides long. RefSeq names its product tyrosine-protein kinase Btk29A (gene Btk29A). The transcript has 13 exons. Gene Ontology annotation, molecular function: ATP binding; non-membrane spanning protein tyrosine kinase activity; protein binding. NCBI's taxonomy places the organism in Eukaryota, Metazoa, Arthropoda, Insecta, Hymenoptera, Apidae. The record is from RefSeq and is a predicted model, not a curated record. The coding region runs from base 2143 to 3627 and encodes 494 amino acids. Gene Ontology annotation, biological process: peptidyl-tyrosine autophosphorylation; intracellular signal transduction.